AUGAAAGCAUCGCUCUUCCUAGCUCUAUCUGCUGUAUGGAUCCCUCUUGCCGCUCAAGCAAUCGUCAACGGCCGCUUCGCCACAGCUCCCUUCUUGAAGGGAGUCGUCAAAGUCAACGAUGAUUGCACAGGUGCAUUGAUCGGGAACAAGUGUGUCCUGACCGCUCAUCACUGCCUCGCCAAGAACCGCCUGGGCGAAGUUAUGCUCCCAGAGUUCAAAGAUUCGGUCGUAAUGGAGUCCACCAAGAAGAUAAAAAUGGUCUCAUCGUUCGAGCCCGGAUAUAGCGACAAGCGUUGCUACGACCUCCAAAUCGCCGUCCUUGCCCAACCCCACAACCUGGGCUAUAACCUUACCAAGAACUCUGUCCAAGGUCAAAGCGUCGCCGUGGCAGGGUGGGGUUUUCUCGGUGAUUACACUAUCCCCAAGACGCUUCAGUUCCUCCAGUAUACUGCCAAGGCCAAGUUCGUCCCUAGCGAGGGCAUUGUGGUCCCCGUUGCCGAUGGCGCCACAGGCAUCAUCUUCCGUGAUUCCGGCGGGCCCUUGUUUGUCUGCCAGGGUGACAAGUGCUUUGUCGCUGGCGUGGCGAACGGCAAGGCGAAGGGUUCGACGCUAGUGAAAACAGAACAUCUCUGGUGUGAUUUGCGCUCGAACUGGGCCUGGGUCACUGAGGUUGUGAAGGCGAACUGCCUUUAA
Molecule: messenger RNA, 693 nt
Organism: Linnemannia hyalina
Lineage: Eukaryota; Fungi; Mortierellomycota; Mortierellomycetes; Mortierellales; Mortierellaceae
Source: the annotation of a GenBank genome assembly